Messenger RNA from Lathyrus oleraceus (garden pea), 823 nucleotides. RefSeq lists its product as uncharacterized. Lineage: Eukaryota; Viridiplantae; Streptophyta; Magnoliopsida; Fabales; Fabaceae. The coding region runs from base 168 to 578 and encodes 136 amino acids. The transcript is spliced from 2 exons. The record is from RefSeq and is a predicted model, not a curated record.
AUGUUUUGUUUUGUUUUGUUUUGUAUUCCCUACCUCUUUUUCUGCCUUUUGUUUCCACUUCCAUCACAUCACAUCACAUCACUAUUUAAUUUUUAUUUUAUUACAAGCAUUUAAAACUAAAGAACUGGAAGAAUAACACUCACAACACAACAACCACACACUUCUUAAUGGAAUUAGAACAAGCAAAACAAGAGUUGAAAAUGCUUGAAACCCUAUACCCAAAUCAACACCACUAUCUCAAACACGAACUUAGAUCCUUCAUCAUUCAAUAUUCCUAUUCACAGCCUCUUCCACAAUACCACACCUCCCUCGCUUUCUUAGACACAGAAGAAUCCACCAACUUGGAGCAAACAAAGGGUAUGAAACUUGGUUUACCAGACAUAGAAGAAGUAACGGAGAAGAAGAAGAAGGGUGCUGAAAGUUCUGAGCUUGAAUCUCCCAAGAGUGUUGUCGUUAAGCAUUACCCUAGUAGCAGGAAGAAUAAGAGAAAAGACAGGGUCGAUUUGGUUCUUGAAAGGGCACAAAAUUGUCUCAAAAAAAUUAGACAUUUCAAAACAUCCUUAUUUUCUCAUUCUUGAUUUUACUUUGUUAUUAGAUUCUGUUUCAUGGAUAUUUGAAGUAAAUAGUUUAUGAGACUAUUUUUUUUCUUCCAUUUGGUAAGUGACAAACUAAGAUGUCAAUUUGUUCAUGUGAACCUUGAAAAGGUGAACAUGGGAAAAGUUAGUAUCUUUUUGGUUAGACAAACUAUAAUGGAAGAACAACUAGGGUCAGUUUUAGCCUUUAGCCUUUAUUUAACUAAAUGCUAAUCGGUUACUUUAUUAUA